This is a messenger RNA of Rhagoletis zephyria (snowberry fruit fly), 1400 nucleotides long. RefSeq lists its product as uncharacterized. Lineage: Eukaryota; Metazoa; Arthropoda; Insecta; Diptera; Tephritidae. The record is from RefSeq and is a predicted model, not a curated record.
AAAUUGCAAAUAAAAUUGUAAAAGGCCAGAAGAUUUCAACUAUCCAUAGCCACCUAGCAAGCAUAUAUAUAAUGUCCUUUGAAGCAAACCUUUAUCGGCAAUUUGAUUUACCUCGGGAGCAAGCAUCCGAAGCAGAAAAACAAGAAGCUCAAGAGCUACCUUCAACAUCAAAACAACAAAAACAAGAAGCUCAUGAGCUACCUUCGACAUCAAAACAACGUUUGACAACACCGGAGCCUAUUGAACUAUCCCCUCGGGUAGCACACACCAGCUAUCCUCUCUCACUUCCAGGGAAACAAAGCCAGAACAGCUGCAGCAGUCAAACACUUUUCCCUGCACCAAUACUGCAAUCCAGCACGCCAGUAGCACACGGUACAGCCGCCAAUCACAUAUCCAGCAAACGCACACAGCGAGCCAAUCAACCCGCUCCCAAUACGUUCGCCUACAAUCUCGUUCAACAAAUUGUCCAAACGGUAGGUGAACUUGAAAAUACGCUGUUGGAAGAUCAGCAGAGCGAUUUCAAUUUGCGUUUGGCUUACGAACGCCAAACAGAAAAACUUAAAAAUAUGUGUCAGUCCUUGGAUAAUGAAAAAGCGCGUAAUGUACGACUGAUGGAGUUAAUUCGUGGUGUUGAGCUAUCUACUUCGACGGAAGAUGACGAACCGGAUUAUGCGCUUUCACGAUGUGGUGCUACGGAACGUUGGUCACGUACAUCAGACGUAUAUGAAUCGAUAAGCCCGCUAUUGUUGCAACAGAGAUAUGAUGAACUCUGCAAUUCAUACAAACAAUGCCGGCGCCAACUUAUAAAAAAGGAAAAGCUUCUCAAAUUAAGUCGCUGUGAAACCGAAACUGCAAAAGCGCGUUACGACAAUCUACUCGAUGAAUAUCAAAUUGAACAAAAACGUUUUGAACAUGUGUGCUUAAUGUAUCUACAAUUGCAAGCAAAGAAGAAUUUUGAGCUCCAACGCCUACGUGACGCUCUUAACAGCGCAAUCGAGUGUAUAGUGAGUGCAGAGAAACUAAUCGAUUGCUUGGAUGAAGAGACGAUUACAUUGUAUAUGAAUCGAAAUAUCGCCAACUUAUGUGACGAGAAUGAUUUUUUCAACGACCACAAGACCGACACUAUGGAAACCGACCAUAUUGCAGCAUUUAAACAAAAUUUCGAGUUAUUUAUGAAGUCUUUGCGUCUCUGCCAGAGGGCUAAAAAAGUAGCAGAAACCAAUGCAAAUCAAUGAAUGCCAUGCAUGGCCACCAUCGGAGGUGCAGUAUUGGCAAUAGGAUUCAUCAUUACAUAUUUGAGUGUAUGUGUAGUAAAUAAAUAUAUAAUUAGAUAAAUAUUUCAACAGAGAUUUUAUAGAGGAAAAAAAUAUAUAUAUUUUAUAUGAAUAUACCAACAUUUA